Messenger RNA from Podarcis raffonei (Aeolian wall lizard), 2070 nucleotides. RefSeq names its product neuropeptide FF receptor 1-like. Bases 20 to 1309 code for a protein of 429 amino acids. The record is from RefSeq and is a predicted model, not a curated record. Gene Ontology annotation, molecular function: neuropeptide receptor activity; peptide binding. Gene Ontology annotation, cellular component: membrane. Lineage: Eukaryota; Metazoa; Chordata; Lepidosauria; Squamata; Lacertidae. The transcript is spliced from 3 exons. Gene Ontology annotation, biological process: G protein-coupled receptor signaling pathway.
GCCAAAUUCUUGCCACACUAUGGAGACCCCUGAAGGCAGCACUAACCAAACAACCUACUCCUUGGGAAAUCCCAAAAGGAACAUGACUUAUUCCCCAUACUACUCGCACUCACCACCUGUUGCCGCCAUCUACAUUGUCGCUUACCUGUUCAUCUUUGCCUUGUGCAUGGCUGGGAACAGCCUGGUUUGUUUCAUUGUACUGAAAAAUAGCCGGAUGAGGACAGUCACCAACCUCUUCAUUCUCAACCUGGCCAUCAGUGAUCUGCUGGUGGGCAUCUUCUGUAUUCCUACCACACUAGUUGACAAUUUGAUCACAGGAUGGCCUUUCAGCAACAGCAUCUGCAAGAUGAGCGGACUGGUGCAGGGCAUGUCUGUUUCGUCAUCUGUCUUCACUCUGGUGGCAAUCGCUGUGGAAAGGUUCCGCUGCAUUGUCUACCCAUUUAAAUCCAAGCUCAGCCUCUUCCAGGCGCUCAAUACCAUUGCCAUCAUCUGGGUACUGGCCAUUACCAUCAUGUGUCCCUCUGCUAUCAAGCUCACAGUGGCUCAGCAGGAGGACAGCUACAUGGUAUACAAUGGCAAUCAGAGCAUGACCUACCCCUUGUAUUCAUGCUACGAGGCUUGGCCCAAUAGUGAAAUGCGCAAAGUCUACACCACUGUGCUUUUUGCCCACAUCUAUGUUGUCCCGCUGACCCUCAUCACAUUCAUGUAUGGCCGAAUUGGCCUCAAGCUGUACAGGUCCUCAGGCCCAGUGAGUCAGCACCAGGUAGUUCACGAAGGUCAGUGCAACAUGGCGGUUUCUAGAAGGAAGGUGAAGGUCAUCAAAAUGCUUGUGCUCGUGGCUCUGCUCUUCAUGCUCUCCUGGUUACCCUUGUGGACACUGAUGCUGCUCACGGACUAUGCCAAGCUGGAUGAGCAGCACAUAAAUCUCCUUGCGAGUUACGUUUUCCCCUUUGCGCACUGGCUGGCAUUCUCCAACAGUAGUGUCAACCCCAUCAUCUAUGGCUACUUCAAUGAGAACUUCAAGAAGGGCUUCCAGGCAGCCUUCAAACUCCAAACCUGCUCUGAUGAAAUGGUCCAUCAAGGGGUCUAUGCCGAGCGGACAACCGUCAGCACCAGUGGCUUUGGUACCCGGAAUAAAAUCUUCACUGAUGGGGAGUCCUCCGAUUCAAUGUGCUUGAAGAACCUGCCCCCUCAAGCUCCUUGUGGCCCACAGGCUGGACAUGGCCAGGGACAAGGACCAGGAAUACUGCUGCAAGAUGUCAACGACAUCACACCCCUGAGCAAAGUUUGCAAAGCUUGGGAUGCCUGAGGAGGGUUGAAUCAGCAGAGAUUUUUCUGGGAUCAUUUCCGUUCCUGCAUUUGCCUCACAUGAAUGGAUGGGAAUAUUUGGGUGGCCACUCAUUCAUAAUUUCUGUGAACUGAGCAUGCUGUGUGAGUUCUUUCUGCAAUUAUUAGAAAGACACAUAUGGAGGGAGUUUGUCUUCCCUUGCCUGCCCCCAAAUCCUGUAUUGGAAGCCCAAACAAAUAUGGAUUUAAAAAGAGAACAGAAUUUUUCAUUUAUUAUUUCCCCUAUUCAGCCUGUUGCUUUAUUUUUCUUUCUACGUACAUACCCUUAAAGCAUAUUCAAAGCACAUUCUUUCUCUCAAAGAAUUCCAGGCAUUGUAGUUUUGAAGGGUUGCUGGGAAUUGUCAAUUCUGUGAGGGGUAAACAACAGUGCCCAGAACUCUUUGAGGGAAAGAAAGUGCUUUGAAAGUGCUUUAAAGGUACAAUAUGUACGCAGCCUUCUAGCUUCAAGUCUGGCAUUCUUUUCUACUUUUCCUGGGUGCAUAUUGGGUGAAAAAGGAGGAUUUGGAUACAGAACAUCCAAGCUCUUCUCAUCUGCCUUGAUAUGCCCUGAUUUGUCAUUUUUUAAACCCCCUAUGGAGCACUGCUGGUGGUACAUCUGCACCGGUGGACUUUUUUGCCAGUGUGUGAUGGGGGCUUCAUUUGGCGUUCAAGUGCCACCCUAGUGGUGUGACAACAUGUUUUAAAGAUCCCAUGACCCACCAGAGGCUGGCUGAUGAGCUGCAG